Molecule: messenger RNA, 840 nt
Organism: Varroa destructor (honeybee mite)
Lineage: Eukaryota; Metazoa; Arthropoda; Arachnida; Mesostigmata; Varroidae
Product: putative ATP-dependent DNA helicase HFM1
Molecular function (GO): nucleic acid binding; ATP binding
Source: RefSeq, a predicted model, not a curated record
AUGGAAUAUAAAAAUGUCACCGACAACUCCGGCAGUGGGCCAGUUGAUGACAGUGGUUUGCCAUUUGUCCUAAUGCCUGUCGUCGACAACGGAAAUAAAUUUGCCCGAUCUGAUCAACGAGAAGAAAAUGUAUCUUCCAACUAUCAUACUCAGGGCAACGUGACGGAAAAUGUUGAAUCCGAAAGAUCGCUUACCCCGGAUGACCUUUUCGAUAACAUUCCGUCCCCUAAAAUGCUAAACGAUUCUGAUGCGCAUCGCAGGAAUAACGUAUCACAAGCCCAUCACGAUCCCACGAACACGGGGGCUUCCGCCAAACAGCGAACGCAGAAAAGUGCCGGCAGGAAACGUAAAAAAAUUGCUUCUCAGAUCUCUGAUGCUACCCAGUUAUCUGCAAACAACAACUUAGUAACGCAUAAGCGUAGAACACGAUCGGUGGAAAAAUCUUCAGUGAAUACCAAGAGAGCUACUGGACUUAUGCCUGUUCCCAAUUGUAACACAGCAACCAUCACAUCGGUCGGCUUGUCCCCCUCUGCCGGCGGACUUGAAAUCGACCUCACCCACCCAGUGUCCAGCAAUGGCGCAGAUAAGCCGCCACGCAAGUUGGGGUCAACGAAAUUCAGGCAACCUUACGCACGUUUGGUGACUGAGGGAGGAAACACUUCUUUCGAGAGCAAAACGCCGACAAACUUGGACACGCUGCUCGCGUCAUUUUCCUUUCCAUUACAGACUCAAGGAAAUGAAAACGCUUUGCAGAUAUCCAGAGCUGCAGUGUUACAACGCAUCCUAAAUCUUAUUCAAGACAGUGAAGAGUUUUGCAAUAAUUAGAUCAUAACUCUUGGA